CAGACGGAGUGGCUUAUCUCAGUCGGCUCCCGGCAUUCCCAGAGCGAGCACGUGUCGCUCGAAAUAACGCGGUCUCAGUUAUGCUGUGAUAGUUGAACGCGAUACAGUGAUACAUAAGAUUCCCGCUCUUUAUUUGCGUAAACGAAACGACGGUGUCCCAUCAAGAUGCCGCUACAAAUCAGACGAAGUGGUUGUACUUCAUUUCUUCGAGAGAAUCUUUUAACCAUCCUAACUGUGAUUGGAGUUGCCUCCGGAACGCUACUCGGAUGGAGCCUCAGGGCAUCUGGCAUUGAAUGGUCGCGACGUGAUGUCAUGUACUUCCAGUAUCCAGGUGAACUGUUCCUCAGGAUGCUGAAGUGUUUGAUAGUGCCAUUGUUAGUUUCUUCGAUUGUUUCUGCGAUCGGUUCACUAGAUCUCAGUCUAUCUGGCAAGGUUGGUCUCCGAGCCAUCAUCUAUUACAUGACGACGACAGUAUGUGCAGUAAUGCUCGGUAUAGCUCUAGUCACUACAAUCAAACCUGGUCGAGGCUCUGAUGCUUAUACUCAGCCCAAUGUUACCAAGAAACUCAUCACGAAGGACACGCUCACAUCGGACACUCUAUUGGAUCUAAUAAGAAACGUAUUUCCGGAGAAUAUAGCUCAGGCAACAAUCGCGUCAUACCGGACGCGGCUGGCUUAUGAUCAGAAUGACACUAAAGCCAUCAAAGGUCACCUGGAAACUUAUAAAAUAGAAGGUGACUACCAAAGCGGCAGCAACGUGUUGGGGCUGGUAUGCUUCAGCAUUGUUUUGGGUAUCACACUAGGCAAAAUGGGGGAACAGAGUCGGCCGUUACAAAAUUUCUUUCACGCCUUGUCAGAAGCUAUGAUGAUCAUCACUGGAUGGGUUAUUUGGUUAUCACCACUCGGUGUAUUCUUCCUCGUGACAGCAAAAAUCAUGGAGAUAGAAUCAUUUUCGGAAUUAGUUGGACGGUUGGGUCUGUACUUCAUGACAGUGCUUUUGGGCCUUUUCCUCCAUGGCUUUGGUACUUUAAGCAUUUUGUUUAUCCUGGCUACUAAGAAACUCCCGUGCCGCUACAUUGCUAAGAUGGGACAGGUUAUGGCAACUGCUUUUGGUACUGCUUCGAGUUCAGCAACAAUGCCCAUCACGAUCGGAUGCUGUGACGACAUGGGUCUGGACCCACGCAUCACUCGCUUCGUGAUCCCCAUCGGCGCUACUAUCAACAUGGACGGGACCGCGCUGUAUGAAGCCGUGGCUGCCAUAUUUAUCGCUCAACUUAGGAAAGUUGAUAUGUCUUUUGGCAAAAUUGUAGCUGUCAGUGUAACAGCCACAGCAGCUAGUAUAGGCGCGGCGGGCAUCCCACAAGCGGGGCUGGUUACCAUGGUGAUGGUGCUGGACACCGUCAAUCUGCCAGCUGAGGACGUUUCCAUCAUUCUCGCAGUCGACUGGUUACUUGAUCGAUUCCGUACUACAAUUAAUGUUGUUUGUGAUGCACUUGGCGCCAUCAUAGUUACGUCUCUAUCACAAGGUGACAUCGACAAGUCGCGCGCACUACAGAACGACAGAGAACUUGCGCCUGCGCAUGAACUAACCGAGCUAGAAAAGGGUGAGCAUUGAACGAUCUCGUUCAGCGGGCUCGCCGUCUAUUUGAUUUAGAGCUCUACUCAGUAUAAAGUCUCGCUCCAUAAUUCAAAAUGUAUUAAAACCUCAUUUCACAAUAUAAAUUGAUUUAUUCAAGAACAGUUGAAUAUAAUUUCAAAAUUUUGUCUAUAUAAUUGAUCAGUGUGACUUAGUUUAGUUCGCCUGUGGACUAAAAAUUGAUACCUUUGUUGCAUUUUAAUUUUAAAGUAUAAUAAAUUAAAGAAAUAGAUUUAGACGCUUAAUUGACAAUAACGAUUGCGAGAGCGAGACAGAGUACUUCGUGUAUCUGUGUAGCGCUCUGUAUGAGGUUAGCGUCAAGCGUUAUAACGGUUAAGCGUUCUGUGUUCAAUAACGAUAACGUUAUUCUGUAUUAGGACAAUAACGUAUAAGUAGUGUGAAUUAUUUUUGUUGUGAUUAUUAAUUUAUUACGUUGCGUUGUUUGUUAGAUACAGGUUUUAUCAUCUGGACAAGGCUGGAUUAAAUAUAUAACAAAGAGGCAAUAUUAGUGUCAACAUCUCAUCUCAUUUUAAAUGUUAAUUAUUAACCACAAUAAAUAAAUUAUUCAUAAGUGUUUUCACAUAAAAAAUAACGCAUUAAACAAUAAAAUAUAUAUUGUAUAGAGAUCGUGCAGAUAUUGUGAAUCGUGUAUCAUUGAGACCCCUGAGCGAAGCGGGGCCUAUUGAUAAUUUAUUAACAUUUGCUUUUAUAUUAAUUCAGCCUUCACCUGGGUUAUGAUUUAUAUAAGUAAAUAUAUGUUAAAUCAAAUAAUGAUAUCUUUGUUAUGUGAAGUCAUUUAUUAAAUAUUUAAAAGUAUCUUCGUUAUUACAAUAAUUUAAGUAACAAUAAUAAUAUUUGAUGUGUAUUAUAAAUGUUGUCAAAAAUAUUUGUUUUGUUUAAAUAUAUCAAUAUUUCUAUUGUAUUUAUCUAUCAUUUUAAUCUAUAUAAGUAUUAAAUGGAUUUAAAAAUACAUCAGUGUGUUCGUAAUGUGCCAAAUAAAAAUAUUUUAAAGCACUAAGCAGCUAUAUUGAUAGUACUUAAAACGAUUUCAUGAUUUCUCAAAAACAUUUAACUUGUAAACAGCAUUUGAAUACCUUUUGAGACGUCGUGAAACCGGUUUUGAGACCAACUUUAUAUUUCCUAUUGAAUAUUAAAAAUAUAUAUGUAAAUCAUAUACAUCAACAAAGCUCUAUACUAUUUUCCUACAUAUAUAUGAUAAUUGAUCGUACUUUGAAUAAAAAUUACAGAUUUUCUCAAAAGAGAAGCUGUAUUUUAGCAGACCUUUACACUUUAAUGUAUUAAAAUGAAUGGUUAAAGCGUUUUAAAUUAAGCGAUAAAUUUGACACUGUUUUAUUCGUCGUUUUUCGUUAUGCAACAUUAUAAAAUUUCAAAAUGUAACCUUACAUAUAGAAACGAUGGAAUCAACUUAGACCCUUAAAAUGUUACUCAUUAUAUUCAGAGAAAUUUUACUUUAAAAACUUGAAACCUCUGUAGCCGAGAUCUGUUCAUCUAUUUUUGUAUGAAUGUAUUAGUAUAUCCUUUAUAUGUGUGUAUGUCUGUAGUGGUGUUAUAUCUGUAUUAUUAAAUGUGCCAUAAUACAAGUUCGUGUGAAAUAGUCUCUCUAGUGUUCCGUCAUUACGCCGUUGCAUUCCAGUUAUUAACUUAUUGUGGAAUCCAAUAACACUUAGUGUUUUUUUUUUUUUGUUAAAUUUUAUUGUUAUAUUUUAUUUUAUGAUCGUUGAGAACGAUUUAAAAAUGAAAAAUUUGUAUGGAAUACAAAAUUAAUCACGUUAUUUGUUAUUUUUUAAAUAAAAA
Molecule: messenger RNA, 3450 nt
Organism: Nymphalis io (European peacock)
Lineage: Eukaryota; Metazoa; Arthropoda; Insecta; Lepidoptera; Nymphalidae
Gene: Eaat1
Product: excitatory amino acid transporter 3
Exons: 9
Coding region: 166-1614 (482 amino acids)
Biological process (GO): L-glutamate transmembrane transport
Cellular component (GO): plasma membrane
Molecular function (GO): neutral L-amino acid transmembrane transporter activity; glutamate:sodium symporter activity; L-glutamate transmembrane transporter activity
Source: RefSeq, a predicted model, not a curated record